This is a messenger RNA of Cornus florida, 3099 nucleotides long. RefSeq lists its product as uncharacterized. The transcript is spliced from 3 exons. Gene Ontology annotation, biological process: DNA integration. Bases 1 to 3099 code for a protein of 1032 amino acids. The record is from RefSeq and is a predicted model, not a curated record. Gene Ontology annotation, molecular function: nucleic acid binding. NCBI's taxonomy places the organism in Eukaryota, Viridiplantae, Streptophyta, Magnoliopsida, Cornales, Cornaceae.
AUGGAAGAUAAUAAAGCAGAGGUGCAAGAUCCUUUAUUGGAAAUAAAUGUUGGUACUAAAAAAGAUAAUCGGCCAUUAUUUGUUAGUGCUUUGCUUGAGCCUAAAUUACAGGCCGAUUUGAUUAAAUUAUUAAAUGAAUAUAAGGAUUGCUUUGCUUGGAGUUAUGAAGAGAUGCCUGGCCUGUCUAGAAAAUUGGUAGAACAUAGAUUACCGAUCAAGAAAGAUUUUCAGCCAUAUAAACAACCACCAAGAAGGAUGUCUUCGGAAGUAAUGCUCAAAAUUAAAGAAGAAAUUGAGAGACUUCUUAAGGCAGGAUUUAUUCGAACAGUUAGGUAUAUUGAAUGGUUGUCUAAUGUUGUUCCUGUAAUGAAGAAGAAUGGCAAACUUAGAGUUUGUGUGGAUUUUCGCAAUUUAAAUAAUGCCACUCCAAAAGAUGAAUAUCCAAUGCCUGUGGCCGAUCAACUUAUUGAUUCGGCCGCUAAGCAUGAAAUAUUGUCUUUUAUGGACGGCCAUUCAGGUUAUAAUCAAAUCUAUUUAGCCGAGGAGGAUGUUCAUAAAACGGCUUUUAGAUGUCCUGGGUCAAUUGGUACUUUUGACUGGAUUGUGAUGCCAUUUGGCCUAAAAAAUGCUGGGGCUACUUAUCAAAGGGCAAUGAAUUCUAUCUUUCAUGAUAUGAUUGGCCGAUUCAUGGAAAUUUAUAUAGAUGAUGUGGUUGUGAAAUCAUCGGCCAAGAGACAGCAUUUGGAACACUUGAAAAGGGCCUUUGAAAGGAUGAGGAUUCACAAAUUGAAAAUGAACCCAUUGAAGUGUGCAUUUGGAGUUUCAGCCGGGAAUUUCUUGGGGUUCUUGGUACAUAAACGAGGUAUUGAAGUUGAUCAGAACAAGGUCAAAGCUAUUAUAAAUGUUAGGGCCCCAGCCAACAAAAAACAAGUGCAAAGGUUCUUCGGCCAGGUAGGUUUUCUUAGAAGAUUUAUUUCUAACCAUGCUGGCCGAGUGUAUGUCUUUUCGACUUUAGUGAAAUUAAAGUCACAUGAGAAAUUUCAUUGGGACAAAUCCCAUCAGAAGGCCUUUGACAAAAUAAAAGAGUAUUUGGCAAACCCCCCGGUUGUAAUGCCUCCAAGAAAGAAGUGGCCGUUAAAGCUUUAUUUAUCGGCCGCAGAAGAAUCAAUUGGUAGUAUGCUCGCACAAGACAAUGAACAUGGAAAGGAGCAGGCUGUCUACUACCUGAGUAGAGUACUAACUGAUGUAGAAUGCAGAUAUUCCUCAAUUGAGAAGCUUUGUUUAUCUUUGUACUAUUCGGCCAUGAAGUUGAGAGUAUACAUGCGGCCUGUUGAUGUUUACAUUCUUUGUCAGACUAACGUAAUCAAGUAUAUGCUAUCAAGGCCAUUGAUCACUUGCCGAAUAGGUAAGUGGGCUUUGGCUUUGAUGGAAUUCAAUUUUAUCUACGUCUCACAAAAAUCAGUAAAAGGAAGGGUUCUGGCUGAUUUUUUGGCCGAUCAUCCUUCAACUGAUAUUGAUCCAUGGGUUUAUGAUGAAUUGGAGUCAUCAGCUAUAUUCUUGACUCCUUGGAUCUUGAUGUUUGAUGGAUCAAGCACGGCUGAUGGAGCAGGAGCAGGUAUUGUUAUUAUUUUGCCAGCUGGCAGAAAGGCUUCAUUCUCUUUCUUUUUAGAUUUUAAAUGUUCAAAUAACCAGGCCGAAUAUGAAGCACUUAUAAUCAGCCUGGAGAUUUUAAUUGAAAUGGCUUUCUGGCCGAGAGGGCAGAAUAAGGAGGCCAACAGCAUGGCUCAAGCAGCCUCUGGAAUAAGAGUACCAGCCGGAAUAGAAGAUCAGUUGAUAAAGAUAACACGAAGAUCUUUGCCAUCGGCAGAAUUGAGAAAUACUAUGUUUGAUACUUGGAUAAUUGAUGUAGAAGAUUUGGACGACGAUGACUGGAGGAUACCAUUUAUAAUGUUUCUUCGAAAUCCAAACAUCAAGGCUGAUAGGAGUAUUAAAAGAAAAGCGAUCAACUUUGUGCUUCUAGAUGGGGAUCUAUACAGAAAAGGGUUAGAAGAUGGGCUCCUACUACGAUGCAUAAGCAAGGAGGAAUCAUUUCAGGUUAUGGCCGAGGUACAUGAGGGCAGUUGUGGGGCUCACCAAGCUGGGAUUAAAAUGAGAUGGUUGAUUCGCAGAUAUGGAUAUUAUUGGCCGAGAAUGAGAAAAGAUUGCAUAGAUUACUCAAAAGGUUGUCAAGCUUGUCAAAGACACGGGUCGAUUCAGAAUGUACCAGCAAAAGAAUUACAGCCAAUAAUCAAACUUUGGCCAUUCAGAGGUUGGGGCCUUGACCUUAUUGGUAAAAUUAAUCCACCAUCAAGCGAAGGCCAUCACUGGGUGAUUGUUGCCAUAGAUUAUUUUACUAAAUGGGUUGAGGCCAAGGCUUGCAAAACGGUUGAUCAGCAAACAGUGAUUAAUUUCAUGGAGCAAAACAUCAUCCACAGAUUUGGGAUUCCAGAAACACUUGUUUCAGACAAUGCAACAGCCGAAUCUUCAAAUAAGAUUCUAAUUGAGAUCAUUGAAAAAAUGAUCAAAGAUAAGCCAAGAAGGUGGCAUGAGACUUUGUCUGAAGCCUUAUGGGCCUAUAGGAACUCAAAAAGAACAGGCACAGGAGUUACACCAUACAUGUUAACUUAUGGUCAUGAUGCUGUUCUGCCUAUGGAGAUGAAGGUUAAAUCAGCCAGAGUUGCUUUUCAAAAUAAUCUAACUCCAGCUGAUUAUACUCAAGCAAUGUUGGUAGAAUUGGAAGAUUUGGAUGAAUUUAGAAGGGAUGCCUUGGAUCAUAUCAUAGCUCACAAGAAGAAAGUGAUGAGGAUCUACAACAAGAGGGUAAAACCUAAGUCUUUUGCUGAAGAAGAUUUGGUUUGGAAAGUUGUUUUGCCAGUGGGUAAAGUCGAUAGGAAAUAUGGGAAGUGGUCCCAAAAAUGGGAAGGGCCAUACUUAGUCCAUCAAGUUUUAAGUGGAGGAGCAUAUAGGCUGAAAUAUUUCAGUGGCCGAUUACAUGACUAUCCCAUUAAUGGCAAGUACCUCAAGAGGUAUGUACCGGCAAUCUUUGAAAGGGAAAAUUAG